Molecule: messenger RNA, 2469 nt
Organism: Adineta ricciae
Lineage: Eukaryota; Metazoa; Rotifera; Eurotatoria; Adinetida; Adinetidae
Source: the annotation of a GenBank genome assembly
AUGAUCAAUACCGGAAGGCUUCCUUCCGAAACAAAUUCGACAUUUCAGGCGAUAAACUUGCUGGCAGACGACUCUUAUACUGAAGCAUCGUUUGAUCUACUAUCAUCCAACCUAAAUAUUCUCAGAGACAGCGAAUUUUUAGAGACGCUUGAUAAUGUUGAUUUGAACGAUCCGGAAUUCAAUAAGUUUUUAGGUGAUUUUACUAACGAUAAUUUACUCGCAGAGCUGCCCAAUUCUACUACUGAUCCAUACACUUAUCAAUACGAUUCGAUGCAGAUGCCACCAAGUGAAGCCAACAACAGCGAUACGAUCUCAUCAUUAGACUCCGUUUCAGAUGAGUCCAGAUCGAAUAUCGCUUCUGUUUCUCAAUGGACUCGAUUUGGAAAUAAGAAAGUACUCAAAUAUACGGAAGAAUACCAACGUCGACGAUUGAACAACAAUAGAGCGGUACAGAAAAAUCGAGAGAAAGCUAAAGAAACAAAAAGAACACGAGAUUUACAAUUAGCAAUAUUGCUCGAAGAAAAUCAACGGCUAACUAGUACCGUCGAUUCGUUAACAAAAGAAAUUGGAUUGUUAAAAUCAUUCUGCGAAGCAAAUAGUCUUAAGUUACCUAUCAAUGAAAGCACUGCAUUACAUCAACCAUCGUUUCAUUUUCGUUUUUGGUUCAGCUGUGCAAGUAUUCUGGUGAAAGAGAUGUCGGGACCAUUUGGCAACAAUCGUUCGCGUCGUAAGGUAGCAUUGGUGAUCGGUAAUGCUGCUUACCGAAAGAAUCCGUUGCAUAAGCCAUUGAAUGAUGCAGCUGAUAUGACCAAUGCUUUGAAAAAAAUUGGGUUUCAAGGUGUCACGCGUACAGAUAUGGAUUUUGAAGACAUGGAAACAUGUAGACGUCAAUUUGUUCAAGCGAUUCAACCUAAUGAUUUGGUUUUAUUCUACUUUUCCGGACAUGGAAAGCAAUGGGAAGAUCAUAAUUUUCUACUGCCCUGUAACAAUCAAAACAUAAAUGAUAGUAAUAUUAAUCAAUAUGCGAUCAAUGCGCAAUGGCUUCUUGACGACAUAUCCAAACGUCGUCCACAUGCUAUUGUGUUUAUAUUGGAGUGUUCUCGCGAAUAUGUUUCACGGAAACCAACACAUGUUGGUAUGAAGAGUGGACGUUCAGACGAUCCUGCACCCGGCGUUUCACCAAGUAUUAAGAUUUGUUACGCCUGCCAAGGUGGCAAAUCAACAGUUGAAAACAACGUUGAUAGAAACAAUAUGUACACAAAGCAUAUUCUUCGACAUAUUGCAACACCUAGAAAACAAAUUCAAGAUUUGUUUAUAGUCAUUCACAAUGCUGUCUUUGAAGAAACCCAUGAAGCCCAGGAACCUUCCUCAGAAAUGUCGCUGAAAGAUCCAAACAUCUACCUUUGUGAUGCUGAUUGUGAGGAGCAAAGUGGAAGUAAUUCUGAUCGCGAGGAACAAAGUGGAAGUGAUGGCGAUCAUGAGGAACAAAAUGGAAGUCAUGAAGAAGAUCAUGGCGAAAGCACUGCAUUACAUCAACCAUCGUUUCAUUUUCGUUUUUGGUUCAGUUGUGCAAGUAUUCUGAUAGCAUUGCUGAUCGGUAAUGGUGCCUAUCCUGGGGACUCGCGCCUGUACAAAACCGUGAACGAUGCGCGGUUUAUGAGUGAAAAGUUGAAAAAUAUUGGCUUUGAAGUUAUCAUAGGCACUGAUUUGAAUCUGGACGGAAUGACAUCCCGUAUAAAGCGAUUUAUUGAUCGGAUCGAGCAAGAUCAUCUGGUUUUAUUCUUUUUUUCCGGUCACGGCUCACAGUUGGAAGAUCAAAACUAUUUGUUACCGAUUGACUAUAAAUCUUUACACGGUGCAAGCUUGAGUGAUCGAUGUAUUAAUGCACAAAAAGUACUUCGAAGUAUAAGUGAUCGCAACCCGUUUGGUGUUGUGUUUCUGCUCGAUUGUUGUCGUAAUUACAGUUUCCGUCCUCAUGAACUCCAGCGUGGUGUCUGUGGCGCCACUACAGAAAGCGGAGGGCUCAGAAAAAUGGUUGCAAGAGGAAGUACUAUUAUCGGUUUCGGUGCUACACCUGGUAAAUCAUCGACGGAAUCUUCAAAUGAUGAUAACGGGAAAUUUACCAAGCAUCUCCUUAAGCAUAUUGCGAAACCCAAUCUGCAAAUUCAAGAUUUAUUGGCGAUAGUUACCAAACAGGUUGCUGAAGACACCGAAGGCAGACAAGAACCUUGGGUGACUGGAAAUCUGAGAUACGAAAACAUCUGUCUUUGCGAUGGUGAUGCCUAUUCGAACAAUCGUGGAUGUGAGGAACACAGUGGAAGUGAUUAUGACGACGUAUGCGACGAACAGGACGACACGCAAUAUGGAAGGUGUCGUGGAUAUGCGAGAGAUGAUCUAAUGAAUGAAGUGAAAAGACGAAUGGAACUAUUUACUGGUAGAGAUCUAGACGGCGAUGGAAAAAUCGGUUAA